AUGGAGAGCAAGCAAACCAAGGGCCGCCAAAAGAUUGAAAUGAAGAAGAUCGAAGACGAAGAGGACCGACUGAUUUCCUUCUCGAAACGUCGAUCCGGUAUCUACAAGAAGGCAAGUGAACUUAGCACUCUAUGUGGAACAGAAAUUGGAAUCAUUGUAUACUCUCCAUCAGAGAAGCCCUUCACUUAUGGAAACCCAUGUCUCGAGUCGGUCGCAAACCGAUAUCUGAACCAAAACCCACCCCCAGCUGACAGCACAAUUCAUCUGGUUGAGGCACACCGACGAGUGAGGAUUCACGAGCUGAACCAGCAGUACAAUGAGCUCGUCAACCAGCUGGAAGUGGAGAAGAAGCGAGGGGAGAUGCUGAAGCGAGUGGCAAAACCUAUGGCAAAGCAGGCUUGGUGGGAAGCACCUGUGGAUGAGCUUUCAGUGCCAAAUCUCGAGCGCCUAAAUAUGGCUGUCGAGGAGCUCCAUAAGAGUGUGAGUCGUAGGGACGUGAGAAUGGGCACAUCAUCUUCUACCUCGGGAUUCCAUGCAGAGGAAAAGCCACCACAGGCACCUUACCCUUUCACUGCCAAUGGAGUGAAUCAGGAAACUAGUACUUCCUCUUUUCCUCAUGGUCAUGGCGCAUAUGGCUAUGGGCACGGGCUUUACUAA
Malania oleifera is the source of this 657-nucleotide messenger RNA. RefSeq names its product agamous-like MADS-box protein AGL62. NCBI's taxonomy places the organism in Eukaryota, Viridiplantae, Streptophyta, Magnoliopsida, Santalales, Ximeniaceae. The record is from RefSeq and is a predicted model, not a curated record. Bases 1 to 657 code for a protein of 218 amino acids. The transcript has a single exon. Gene Ontology annotation, molecular function: protein dimerization activity; RNA polymerase II cis-regulatory region sequence-specific DNA binding; DNA-binding transcription factor activity, RNA polymerase II-specific. Gene Ontology annotation, biological process: positive regulation of transcription by RNA polymerase II.